AUGCUCGGCUUGCAGAUGUGGCGUUCCUCUUUGUGCCCAAUACCAAGGGGCCUAUCUAUGGUUGUUCGACGUUCAAAAACACAAUCCAGAUACACCCCAAUCUCCGAAACCGAAACCAACGACUUGCUCGACGCACUCGAAGGACGCGAACCAGAGUCCGAAAGCAAUGUAGAGGCAGAAGGAGGUCCAUCUGGUCCACCCGUAGGUGAUCAAUAUCCCAAAGCUAGCCCACCACCAGCCAUAACUACCGCUACGAGCUACCAACGGCCGAGAUACCGUCUUCAUUGUCACUCGACGCGUAACAACACCAUUACCACCUUUACUAGACCCGAUGGUGGAACCAUUGCUUGGUUUUCUGGAGGUUCUUGUGGGUUCAAGAGGGGAACGCGGUCUAGUUAUGAGGCUGGGUAUCAGUGUUCGGUGCGCGUGUUUGAGAGAAUCAAGGACGUCAGGGCGGCAGUGGGGCCGAUGCAUUUGGACUUAUACUUCAAGGGGUUCGGGCAAGGAAGAGAGGCUUUGCAGAAAGCCCUAUUGACUUCUGAAGGAGAUGGCAUCCGUCAGAUGGUCAUCAACGUCACUGACAGAACGCCUAUAAAAAUCGGAGGAACACGGUCGAAGAAGGCCAGAAGACUUUGA
This is a messenger RNA of Marasmius oreades (fairy-ring Marasmius), 636 nucleotides long. RefSeq lists its product as uncharacterized. Bases 1 to 636 code for a protein of 211 amino acids. Gene Ontology annotation, molecular function: small ribosomal subunit rRNA binding; structural constituent of ribosome; mRNA 5'-UTR binding. The record is from RefSeq and is a predicted model, not a curated record. Gene Ontology annotation, cellular component: ribosome; mitochondrial small ribosomal subunit. Gene Ontology annotation, biological process: maturation of SSU-rRNA from tricistronic rRNA transcript (SSU-rRNA, 5.8S rRNA, LSU-rRNA); ribosomal small subunit assembly; translation. NCBI's taxonomy places the organism in Eukaryota, Fungi, Basidiomycota, Agaricomycetes, Agaricales, Marasmiaceae. The transcript has a single exon.